UCUCUUUACAUCCGCGCGCGGAAUUAAGCGCGUACAAAAUAUGUGACAUUGUGUUUAAAAAUAUUGCGUCAAGAAAAAUGUAUUCACAAAGUGAAACAGUGCUCCUCACAGUUUUCAUGCUUUUUAUUUUGGAAUACUCGGCAGUAUCAAGUUUGCAGAAACCUCAAAUUAUCCUGAAUAAGACUGAAGAUAUCGUAAAAGCGAACAGGAAUUACUCUGUACUUUGUCAAGGUGAAAAACCACUUCAAUGGACUACGCCCCAUAUUGAGCACGGUUCUCACAAAUCAUGGACUACAUUCGAAACGAAAGAAGAAACCCCGACAGAUGCACUUCACAAGUUUGGUCUUCGACUAUAUAUCACAAAUAUGACGUACAAAUUUGUAGGAUUUUAUUACUGUCACUAUAAAGAGAAUCAAAAUAAGAAAGCGAAGAUUUAUCUUUAUGUAGAAGAUGAUCUUCAUCUCUCUGUUACUAGUCCGGAAGUUGUUCAACAAGUAUACAUUCAACAGUACACUACAGCCGUCAUACCUUGCAGACCAACGUCACCCAAUGUGAAAGUUGGACUUGCAUACUCUGACGGUACCCUGGUUGAAAAUGCUACUUACGAUAGGAAAAUUGGAUUUUCUUUCUACGUAUCGGACUUAAGUGUGCAGGAUUUCUAUUCCUGCCAUUUCUCAAGACAUUCAAAGGAGUUCGACUUGUACUUCCAAUUGAUUGUGGAACCAGGUACGAACUCCGACUACAUAUCGCAACCAGAGAUCAUUGACGUCAAUAGAGGCCAUACAAUUUUUGGAGAAUUCAUCAAUUUGACCUGUCAACUUGAAUCAACUGUAUCUGUAGAUUUCACUUGGGAUAUACCAAACGGACGAGUCGAUAAAAGUCGAAUUCACAAAUCUCUGGGUUACAUCGAUGAAGGGAGUAUAAAAUAUUCCCAGUUGGAAAUAUUCAAUAUAACGUCUGCUGACGAAGGACUGUAUACUUGCCAUGUAUUUGAUCAUCAGAAUCACACUGCUAGUUCGAAACUGACCGUAAGGAUUUUUGAUAUUGGGGAUCAUGAAAUUUCCUUGCAGGAGCCUAAUGGGUCUAACUACCUUCAUGUAUAUGCUGGACAAGAAUCUGUUGUGUGGACAGUACACGUAUGGGGACAUCCUGAGCCGAUCUAUAAAUGGAUCACCAAUCAGAAUAAGGAAGUAUUUCCGGAUAACGAAGCCCAUACUAACAAUAACGAAAAAUAUUCAUUUUCGUUGAAUAGAAAUACCAAUAUGUCUACUUUCAUUAUUCAUAACGUUAACAUCACUGACUUUGGACCCUACCAAUUGGUAGCUAGUAACGAAUACGAUAACGACUCAUUAGAAUUCUUUCUAAAUGUUACAGAUAAACCACGUGUUACCCUUGAGAUAGAUAAACCGUUUCAUUACCCAAAUGAACCCGGAAAAGUAUUGUGUAUAGCCACAGGGAACCCCCUACCAAUAAUACACUGGGAAUUCAAACCUUGUGGGAAUGCAGAGUGUCAGUUUAAAGAGAUGCAAGGAGUGUUACUGAAUUCGCGAGAAGUGACAUCAAUAUCACAACAUACGGUAACCUCAAACGAACUAAUCAGUUUUGUGCGUUGUACUGCCACCAACUCCAUUGGUUCAGAUGUUAGAUCCCUUGAAUUUCUAGUUUCAGAAUUCGAGAACGGUUUCGAUAUAACAGAUUUUGAAGACACCGUCGUUUUGGACAAAGACAGAAGCACUGCAACUUUUGCUGUUGGAGAAACCAUUCAUAUUCUGUGUGGGGCGUCCAAAUACGAAUACACCAAUGUGACUUGGUUGUCUGAAGGUAGAGAAUUAGGAAAUAGUGACCGGAUCACAAUUACUCGAAAUACAACAGAAUUUUCGAAUGGAGCAUUUUUGGAGAUAAAACUUGCUAAUCCUUCUGAUAACGGUAUUUACGAGUGCAGAGUGAAGACUGCAGGAAGCUCACAAUCUAAAGAAAUAACAAUUUUUGUGGAAGAGCCUACUGAACCAAUUAUAGCAGACCCGAAAAACAAAGUGAUAGAAACAAACUUUCCGAAAGAUUUAGAAUUGUCCUGUGAAGUAUAUGGAAUUCCGAAGCCUAAACUUACAUGGUACAAGAAUGGAAUAAUAUUCAAGCCCAAUGAAUCAAGGAUUAUCAUAGAUGAGGAAAGUCAAGUACUAAGAUUCAAUAUUACGAAAGAAGAUGAUGCAGCCGAAUACAAAUGCAGAGCAGAAAAUAAAAAAGGGGUGGCUUCCAAGCAGUGGUCUCUCCGCUUCAAAAAUGCACAAAAAACACCAGUUUGGCUGUACGUGAUUAUCGUCAUUCUCGCCAUUUCAUUUAUAGUUGCAGUGGUCUUCAUGUUGAUCAAAAUACAAAAAGAAAGGAAAUAUCGAAGAAUGCUCAAAAAUCUUGGACUUUUGAACUUCGAAAAAGGUGCAAUCGAAAAUCUAAAUCCAGAUUUGGGAAUUGAUGAACAAGCUGAACUGUUACCGUAUGAUAAGGAAUGGGAAUUUCCCAUUGAACAAUUGAAACUAGGUAAACAACUAGGAUCAGGAGCGUUUGGUGUUGUGAUGAAAGGCGAAGCUAAAAAUAUAAUCCAGGGAGAACCUGUUACUGUUGUUGCAGUGAAGAUGGUCCGAAAAAAUGCUGAACGUGGACAUAUCAAGGCUCUAGCAUCCGAAUUAAAAAUAAUGGCGCAUUUGGGAAAGCAUUUGAAUGUUGUCAAUCUUCUAGGUGCUUGUACUAAAGAUGUCACGAAAGAACAACUAUUGGUUAUCGUGGAAUACUGCCGAUAUGGUAAUUUACUUAAUUAUCUUCUUAGACAUCGGGGUCAUUUCGUAAACCAGGUUGAUCCUCACACCAAGAAGGUUAACUAUGAUAUUGGACAAGAAAUACUGGACAGAACAUACUCCUUUUCGAAUAAUAGAAGUGACUGCCGCUCUCCUUCCAUGAAGUAUGCUGCAGUGAUGUUUGCCAACAGUAACAACAGUCCGCCAGUUUCGGACAAUAUGACUGAUUAUAGAGCGGGUGCUAAUACUGAUGGAACAACGAAAUCAGAUUUGACUUCCAUGACCCAAGUGAGUGAAGAGGGACUCAUAUCGAGCAAUAAUAGCGCUCAACCAGACUGGCGAUCAAAUUACAUUGGGGACUAUAAAGAAAAUGAAAGACUCAUCUGCACUCAAGAUCUCAUUGCUUGGUCUUUUCAAGUUGCCAGAGGAAUGGAUUAUUUGGCAUCAAGAAAGGUGCUCCAUGGGGACUUAGCUGCUAGAAAUAUUCUUCUUGCUGACAACAAUGUUGUGAAAAUAUGUGAUUUCGGUUUGGCCAGAAGUACAUAUAAAAACGACGUUUACGUAAAAAGUAGUAAAUGUCCUCUACCCAUCAAGUGGAUGGCUAUUGAAUCGCUCAGGGACCAUAUAUUUUCCACGCAGUCCGAUGUUUGGUCUUUUGGCAUUGUUCUCUGGGAGUUUUUCUCUCUCGGCAGGACACCCUAUUCAGGAAUAGAUGCAGAAAUACUGUACCCAAAGUUAUUGGAUGGAUACAGAAUGGAAUGUCCAGAAUUUGCACCAGUCGAUAUUUACCAGAUUAUGAAAGAAUGUUGGGCAGCAAAUCCUUUGGUACGACCUUCAUUUUCAAAAUUAUCUGACCGCUUAGGAGCAAUUCUUGAAGAAACAAUGAGAAAGCACUACAUAGAUUUGAACGAUCCAUACUUAGCAAUGAAUACCAAACGCAUUGAAGAGGGGCAAAAUGAUUAUUUGGCCAUGUUGAGUCCGCCAACUUUUGAAGCUUUAUCAAGUCCUUUAUGUGUAGAUGAUAAAGGACUGAAUCAAUCAGCUGAUGAAGGAUAUAUGAGUAUGAAACCGUGUGCAAUUUUCAGCCCAAGAACAGCAGAAGGACAAGUGUUCGAUUUCAACAUUCAUAACCGAAAACAUUCGAACUCAGACGAAGCCAACGGGCACGAAUUGCUUCCUAUGUUGCGUGCUCCUACAGAUUCAGACUGUGAAACACCUCUUCAAAGUCCCAACAGUGUAUCAAAUCCCACUUACCAUCACAUGCCUCCUACAAUAUUUGAAGAGACUACGAAUCAAAAUGGAGAUGUGACCAAACCGACUGGUAACUACGUCAAUAUGCCCCAAAGCAAAUCUGUGUUAAACGAAAAGUGCACCGCGAAUCCUAUGAAAAACGAACCUCCAUAUGUGAACGUUUAAAUGGAAAGUUGUGAGAGUAUUGGUAUCAAAUGCAAUGAUUAACAAAAAUGGAAAAUAUAUUAUAGAAUCACAAAUCGUGAUUAUCAACCUGAUCGAAGACAAUACAAUGACGCGACCAACUUUUUUUACGAAAAUCCUGAGUAUUUCAGGUUGAGUGUGAGUUAGUACAAUCACAAAAUAUUGAAUUAUGUACCUGAUGUGAUCAAAUCAACUAAUAAGAAAAUAUAUGUCUAUGGAAAUGUUAUUCCGGCAGAAUUUACAAUUUUUGUGGAAAUCUGAAAAUGUUGUGGUCAAUUUGUGUAAUAACUAUGUAUCUACUUAUUAAACGUUGGCCAUAGAUGAAUAUGAAAAUUGAUGUUUUGAAAUCCUGGGAGUCUUAUCGAAAAUAGUGUAUAUUGACAUAUAAUUUCGCAUGCUUUCAGUGUCGAAUGAAACAGUAUUACCUUUAUAACCUCAUUUUUUUGGUGUUAUUCUCUAAAAAAAAUGUAUGCGUACCGUACCGAUAAUGUUAAUGUGAAAUAAAUGUGAGAACAAGGAAAUAGGUAUCUAAGUUACAGGACACGGAAACCAUUAAACUAAGGCUCCGUUACCCCAAAUAAAAUCAAAAUCAAAAUCAAAA
This is a messenger RNA of Leptinotarsa decemlineata (Colorado potato beetle), 4824 nucleotides long. It is a transcript of the gene Pvr, whose product is annotated as PDGF- and VEGF-receptor related. Gene Ontology annotation, cellular component: plasma membrane; signaling receptor complex. Lineage: Eukaryota; Metazoa; Arthropoda; Insecta; Coleoptera; Chrysomelidae. The record is from RefSeq and is a predicted model, not a curated record. Gene Ontology annotation, molecular function: transmembrane receptor protein tyrosine kinase activity; ATP binding. Gene Ontology annotation, biological process: cell surface receptor protein tyrosine kinase signaling pathway; positive regulation of kinase activity; protein phosphorylation.